CAGGUUGGGCCAAGUUGUAUUGAGAAAAGAGCGUUGGAUGGGAAGACAGGAGACGUGGUGUCUGCUGCUCACUCUGAGGCCAGUUUGUGCCUCUCUAGAAAGGAGCUCGCUCUGGCAGUUUUCUGUGAAUUCUGUUGACCUCCCUAGUCCUCCUGUUUAUCCGUGUCCUUCUUCCCUGAAGCUUAGAAAGGUUGUAAACGCUUAACUCCCUCUGCAAGUGAAGAAAGGCCCAUGGCUCCGACCCCCAAAAGACUUAAAAUCUGGUUAGAGUGGAGGGUCAAUGCAGCACAAUGCCAGCUCUGCCCCUGGACCAACUCCAGAUCACCCACAAGGACCUGAAGACAGGGAAGCUGAGGACUUCACCAGCGCUGCACCCCGAGCAGAAGGCAGACCGGUAUUUUGUGUUAUACAAACCGCCCCCUAAAGACAACAUUCCCGCCCUAGUGGAGGAGUACCUGGAACGCGCCACCUUCGUAGCCAAUGACCUCGACUGGCUCCUGGCCCUGCCUCACGAUAAAUUCUGGUGCCAGGUUGUCUUCGACGAGACUCUGCAGAAGUGCCUGGACUCCUACCUGCACUAUGUCCCCCGAAAGUUCGACGAGUGGGUGGCCCCGGCCCCUGAGGUCGUUGACAUGGAGAAGCGCCUCCACCGAAGUGUUUUUCUCACCUUCCUUCGCAUGUCCACUCACAAGGAAUCAAGAGAUCACUUCAUUUCCCCCUCUGCUUUUGGAGAAAUCCUCUACAACAACUUCCUGUUUGACAUCCCAAAGAUCCUGGACCUCUGUGUGCUCUUUGGAAAAGGCAACUCCCCGCUGUUGCAGAAGAUGAUAGGAAACAUCUUUCUCCAACAGCCAAGUUACUAUAAUGACCUGGAUGAAACCAUGCCCACCAUCCUUCAGGUCUUCAGCAACAUCCUCCAGCACUGUGGUUUGCAAGGGGACGGGGCCUGCGCCACACCCCAGAAGCUUGAGGAGAGGGGCCGGCUGACCCCCAGCGACAUGCCUCUCCUGGAAUUAAAGGACAUCGUUCUCUACCUUUGUGAUACCUGCACCACACUCUGGGCCUUUCUGGAUAUCUUCCCUUUGGCUUGCCCAACCUUCCAGAAACACGACUUCUGUUACAGGCUAGCUUCCUUUUACGAAAUAGCAAUUCCCGAACUGGAGUCUGCAAUUAAGAAGAGGAGGCUUGAAGAUAGCAAGCUGCUAGGUGAUCUGUGGCAGAGGCUCUCCCAUUCCAGGAAGAAGCUACUGGAGAUUUUUCACAUCCUCCUGAACCAGAUCUGCCUUCUCCCAGUCCUAGAAAGCACCUGUGACAACAUUCAGGGCUUCAUCGAAGAGUUCCUUCAGAUCUUCAGCUCGUUGCUGCAGGAGAAGAGGUUCCUCCGGGACUAUGAUGCGCUCUUCCCUGUGGCCGAUGACAUCAGCCUGUUGCAGCAGGCCUCGUCAGCCUUGGAUGAGACUCGGACUGCCUACAUCCUCCAGGCAGUUGAGAGUGCAUGGGAAGGGGUGGACCGAAGGAAAGCCACCAAUGCCAAAGACCCACCAGUGGCUGAGAAUCCUAACGGGGUCGUGGAGGCGGCGGAGGCAGUCAGCAGACCGUCAUCGCUUCCCCAGAACUUGGAGGAAGAGGAGUGCCUGGGGGCAGCAGCUGCUCCAGGACCCGCCGUGUGUGGCGUGGAGCUGGACUCACUCAUCUCCCAGGUGAAGGACCUGCUGCCAGACCUUGGUGAGGGCUUCAUCCUGGCCUGCCUGGAGCACUACAGCUAUGACCCGGAGCAGGUGAUCAACAACAUCCUGGAGGGGCGGCUGGCCCCUGCCCUCAGCCAUCUGGACCGCGGCCUAGACAGACAGGUGAAGCCAGACCCAACUCCCCUCCUGGCGUCUCGUCACAACGUCUUCCAGAAUGAUGAGUUUGAUGUGUUCAGCAGGGACUCAGUGGACCUGAGCCGGGUACACAAGGGCAGGAGGAAGGAGGAGAGCGCGCGGAGCCUGCUGAACGACAAACGGGAGGUGGUGGCGCAGCGGCGGCGCUACGAGCAGUACAGCGUGGUGGCAGAGGAGGUGCCAGUGCAGCCAGGGGAGGACUCGCCUUACUGCGGUGACGACUACGAGGAUGAGUAUGAUGACACAUAUGAUGGCAACCAGGUGGGCGCCAACGACGCAGACUCAGAUGAUGAGCUCAUCAGCCGCAGGCCCUUCACCAUCCCUCAGGUGCUGAGAACCAAAGUGCCCAGAGAAGGGCAGGAGGAGGAGGAGGAGGAGGAGGAGGAGGAGGAAGCUGAGGACGAGGCCCCCAAGGUACCUCCUUGGCAGGUGGCAGGUGAAGGGGUGUGUACACUUCUGAGAGGUGAAUUGGGAUCUGCGCCCCGCUUCCCUGAACCUGGCCUUGAGGCGGCUCCAGCAUUACUGCCCAGGAGGGUGGGGGUCCCUCUGAGCCCGGGAUGUCUGCUUGGAGAGCUGCUGGCUUAGAACCUGCCUCUGCUGCCCAGUGAGGGCCCAGGGGAUGGAUCAGAGGCCGGGUCUUCGAGCUGCUGGGUUCAUUAGGCCCAGGAGCCUGGGGCCCAGGAGAGGGACAGCUGUUGGCCUCCAUGCCCAGGUUGACAAUUCUUGAAAUCAGAGAGGUGUUAGAGCCCAAGGGCCCUUUGGAGGUCAUCUGGGAUGAUGGGUUUGAAAAUUCUGUAUUUUAGCCACUAAACUUUUUCUUCAAGUGAAAUCUUAACUAGAGCCUCAUAUAAAACAGAUAAGAGCAGCACUGCUCAGGUUGAAUGGGGUGGCAGCCUGGGAACCCUGGAUCUCCCACCCCAUGUCCUCCCGCCAGGGUGACAAAUUCAGACGUGUCCGGGCCCAGGCCAUCAAUGUAAAUGAGUAGUGGGGCCUGAUGGAAACUGAGGUGGGGGACACACACGCCCUGCCCAGGGGCUCCUCAGUACUGUGGAGGCCCGGACCCUCCAGGGCUUUCCCUUCUUCCAGGCAAGGGAUCAGCCUGGAUUUUUAUGUCAAAUCCUGAAGUUUUCAAAAAUUACUGAUUCCCCUUGUUUUGUUGUUGUUUUUGUGAAACAGCCCGGGCCCCCAAAGCCUGUCUGUGGUCCUUGGGUCCCACUUUCUCCCGCUAGUCCAGUCUCUCCCCACCUUGGCACAGGGCGGGCGCUCCUGCAGCCCAUUGCUUGUGUCGCCAGCGGGGGGAGGAGUCAGCUUCUAGGGCGCUCUCUUGGGUUUCCAGGCCCCAUGUGGUCUCUCGUGGCGGCCAUCUGGCCUUCCCCCAUUGCUCUCACCUGUCAUCAUCGUGUUCCUGCUAUGAUGGAGCCAUCUUUAGCUGCCUCUCUUCUGGAAGUUGGUGGGAGGGUCAGAGGAAGGGCUUCUGGUGGAAACCUGGGACCAUAGCAAGACGGUUCCAUUCUGGGGCAUUGCCCAGCCGCACUGUGGCUUAGCCCCACUCCUGGCAUGGGGGUGUCACCAGGAUUGGGCCAGGUGCAGCCUCACCUCAACUUAGGAAAAUGGGGCAGCUCAUGAUUCUUUUCUCC
Kogia breviceps (pygmy sperm whale) is the source of this 3520-nucleotide messenger RNA. Lineage: Eukaryota; Metazoa; Chordata; Mammalia; Artiodactyla; Physeteridae. The record is from RefSeq and is a predicted model, not a curated record.